Messenger RNA from Chenopodium quinoa (quinoa), 1179 nucleotides. RefSeq lists its product as uncharacterized. Lineage: Eukaryota; Viridiplantae; Streptophyta; Magnoliopsida; Caryophyllales; Amaranthaceae. The transcript has a single exon. The coding region runs from base 1 to 1179 and encodes 392 amino acids. The record is from RefSeq and is a predicted model, not a curated record.
AUGGAUCCUAACAACCCUAAUUUUUCUAAUCAUUUCUCUGAUUUGGGUGAUGAUUUUGUCACUAACCCUCAAUUUCAGCUUUUUCUUCAAAGGCUUGGAAGUACUUCUUUGCAAAAUUCAACACAACAAACACCUCAUCAAACUCCUUUCCAAAACACUACCUAUGAACUACAUUCACCUUUUGUUUAUCAAGGGACCGAUUCUCAAUUAGAUGAUGAAAUGGAAGAAAAUGUUCCAGACACUCCUCAAUACUCUCCACCUCCUUCAAGAGUGUCUGUGAAUCAAAACCAACCACUAACAAAAGGAAGUCGAAUGUGGUCUGUUACGAAGGAUGAAGCUCUAAUUGGUUUGUAUCUUCAAUUCAGUGAGGAUGCAAUUGUUGGUACAAACCAAAAAGUAGCUGCGCUAUGGCGAAAAAUAUCUACAGCAUAUGAUCAAGCGCAGACUGAGAAACACCACAUCCUACCGCCAAGACCUUUGAGGAGUUUGGAAAGCCAUUGGAGAAGGAUGGAAACUGAUUUAAUACAAUGGAGUAGUUGCUAUGACGAAGCUGGUAGGGCAACUGGAAGUGGUUACAACGAAGCAGACCAAAUUAAUAAUGCAAGUAAGUUAUUCUACAUUUCCUCCAAGCCUACUCCACAUAAUUUUAAUUGUCACCAUGGUUGGGAAAUGGUUAAAAAUGACCCGAAGUGGAGGACAAAACUGAGAUGGGCGUUGUCAAGAGAGGAAAGAUUAGCUUGUGGUGAUGCUGUCGAAGAUGACAGUAGUGGAAGUGAAAAGCGGUGUAGAACUGAUGAUGAAGAUGUUGUUCACGUUACCGGUUUCACUUCUGGGGGUCUUGCUCGACCUGAUGGCGUUAAAAAGGCAAAGUCCAGGCGUAACAAGGGAAAAAGAGUGGCUGUUGAAGUCUCAAACAUUACUGAGAAAAUGCAGCAGAAUAAUGCAACGAGGGAAAUCGAGGCACAAAUGCGGUUGAAGAAGUUGGAUUUCGACAUGGAAAGGGAAAGAAGGAAGCAAAAACAAGUAGAGCUUCACCAAAAACAAGUCGAAAUUCAAGAAAGAAGGCUCAACUAUGAAAUGCUGCAAGAUCUAAUGGCAAAGGGACCGGACCUAACUCCUGAUGAAGAGGCUUACAAGGAAGAAUUAUAUGCACUACUUUAUGGUAGAAGGAACAUGUAA